AUGAAGUCUGCUCGCUGCUGUGGACGUCGAAAUCUUGCAUAUGUUCUCUGCAUCUACAUGAUCGCCAUCAAUGGCGUUCUUGCUCGUGUUCCCGGUGGAGGGAAAUCUUCUGGUAGUGGAGCGCCACCUGCCACAGGCAUUGCGUUCUACGCCAGUAAUGCAGAGUUCUAUCGUAGGGUCAAAGUGUUAGAAUCCCUAACGUGUUAUUCUACUGAGUUGGAUUAUGAUCUUUCGCGAUUAAGAUAUGAUAUAAGUCAAUCUGAUGCUUCAAUAGAAAUUAAAGAAGCAGACACAAAAGAGUGUGAUCAACUCAUUCGUGAUGUUAAACUUCUAAUUAGCGCAAGUGUAAAUUACACCGAAUUAAGAAAAUUGCUUAAUGAAUACCGCGCCAUAGCCAGAGGCCUUCAAAGGGAACAUAUAACGCAGGAAAGGCUCGCUGAGCUAAAUACGGAUCUGACGAAUCUAGAACAAGUGUUCGAAGUUAAAAAGCGGUUCGCAUCUGACAUCUUACGUGUAGACAACGCACCAUCUUAUAGAGAAACCGUUAUAAGGGCAAAAAGGUUUAUUCGAAAACAUAAAGUUCAGCCGUCUCCUCAAUCUCAUGAUCAACGGCCAUCGGGGGAGAGGGGGGUAAAUCUGCCAGCAUCCGAAAAAGAUUUAGUGGGCAAUAUAGGACAGGAUACUGAAGGGGAAAGUAUCCCGGAAUCCGAGGAAGGCAAUGAAAUGAUGCAAGAUUUACUCAACGACCGCUCUUUCUUUAAACGGUUUUAUGCAGUUCAGGCAAAGGCGGCAAAAAUAGGGGGCAUAGUACAUGAUCCUUUGAUAGAUGACGCAAACUUAGACGCAGCGGACAGGCUCUCCUCUGCAAAUGAUGACGUGAUUCCCGAUGAUAUUCAAUAUCAAUACGACACAUCUUAUGACAACAUGAUAGACAUCAGAAAUGCAUGGGAUAUUUACAAACGUUACAACGAUAUAAGUGAUGCACUAAAAAAGAUGGAUCCAACCUAUCCUCAAGCAAUUGAAUUCGUAAAAGAACAACGGGAACUUGAAUCAGAAUUCGAGGAGUAUGCAUUCUUCUUACGAACUAAAUCUCUAUGGGACCUUGAUCAGGAAUUAACGUAUUUACUUUUUAAGUUGGAGAUGUAUACAGGGAGCAGAGAAAAUGGCGAACCUAAGCAAAGUGGAAAUAAGCCCUCACGGCAAUGUAAAUGUGGAAUGGUCGGCAAUAUACGUGACACUAAGAAUACAAGAGUCUCUUCAGGAUUCGUGAAAAUGGAGAUCACCAUUAUUCGAACCGUGGUGGCAGCUGGUCUAAUUGCGGCGUUCUGA
Babesia ovata is the source of this 1329-nucleotide messenger RNA. Its product is annotated as ATPase involved in DNA repair protein, putative. The coding region runs from base 1 to 1329 and encodes 442 amino acids. The transcript has a single exon. The record is from RefSeq and is a predicted model, not a curated record. NCBI's taxonomy places the organism in Eukaryota, Apicomplexa, Aconoidasida, Piroplasmida, Babesiidae.